AUAUGUUCUCUGUUCAAAUGGAAUCUUUGAUCAAACAACGCCACCCACUGUUACAACCAAUCAAACGACUUGGUGUAGCAUUCAUGCUUCUGACGUUGUAAUCCCCCUUCCUGGUUAGACACAACAGCAAUGGCGGCAGCGGCACGGCUACUUUUGAGGACAGCGGGCUCAUCUAAAGCCUCCAUAACACAUGGAAACAGCGGAUUGCACCACAAAUAUGGAGCUACUUUAUUAAGAGUGUCUCCCAGUUGCAACCCGCUCGCGAAAACGGAAAGCCGACGUGCAGCCCAUUUCACCUUCCAGCCUGAGCCUGUCCAAACAAAAUAUGGCGCCACUCAGAAGAUGAACCUGUUCCAGGCUGUGACCAGUGCCUUAGACGACACCCUUGCCAGUGACCCCACUGCAGUGAUCUUUGGUGAGGAUGUGGCCUUUGGUGGUGUGUUCCGCUGCACUGUGGGGCUGAGAGAUAAGUAUGGUAAGGACCGCGUCUUCAACACCCCGCUCUGUGAGCAGGGCAUUGUGGGAUUCGGAAUAGGCGUGGCAGUAGCCGGAGCAACCGCCAUUGCAGAGAUCCAGUUCGCCGAUUACAUCUACCCUGCCUUUGAUCAGAUUGUGAACGAAGCGGCCAAGUACCGCUAUCGCUCCGGUAACAUGUUCGACUGUGGGAAGCUGACCAUCCGGGCACCGUGGGGGUGCGUGGGCCAUGGCUCUCUCUAUCACUCCCAGAGCCCCGAGGCUUUCUUUGCUCACUGCCCGGGCAUCAAGGUUGUGGUUCCCAGGGGACCAAUCCAGGCUAAAGGCCUGCUCCUGUCCUGCAUUGCAGACCAGAACCCGUGCAUAUUCUUUGAGCCCAAGAUCCUUUACCGAGCAGCAGUGGAUCAGGUGCCCGUGGAGCCCUUUCAGAUUCCACUCUCAGAGGCUGAGGUCCUGCAAGAAGGAAGUGAUGUCACUUUGGUUGCCUGGGGAACGCAGGUCCAUGUAAUGAAAGAGGUUGCAGCCAUGGCGCAGGAGAAGCUGGGGGUGUCGUGUGAGGUUAUCGACCUGCAGACCAUUCUGCCCUGGGACACUGAGACCGUCUGCAAGUCGGUGGUGAAAACAGGGAGGUUGCUCAUCAGCCAUGAAGCUCCAGUGACAGGAGGAUUCGCUGCUGAGAUCAGCUCCGCAGUACAGGAGGAAUGCUUCUUGAAUCUGGAGGCGCCCAUUGCAAGGGUGUGUGGGUACGACACACCCUUCCCCCACAUCUUUGAGCCCUUCUACAUCCCUGACAAGUGGAAGUGCUUUGAUGCUGUCAAACGGAUGAUCAACUACUGAAGUGCAGAAUCGCUUGGAGCCCAUCGCAUCCAGACCGAACCUCAUUUUUCCAGCUUACUCUAACCAGAGAUGACACACAAACUGUUACAUUUUCAAGUAGAGAUGUUUUUUCUGUAGUGGACUCAUUACACGGUGUGUUGUCCGGCCGUGGCCAGGUGUGGCUGCUUAUGGAAAAGGGGCUUAGAACACUAACGGGCAUGCUCUGUGAGCUCCAGGAUGGGAUGUCCUCUCUCUGGCCGAUUGUGAUGCUGCCCUUUUAUCUUGUUUGUAUUUAACUUGAACUGACCUAAACUGAAGGGAGUGGGUUUUUCAUUGAAUAAAUGGACCUUGCAGUGGUACACUGGCA
Conger conger (European conger) is the source of this 1657-nucleotide messenger RNA. RefSeq names its product branched chain keto acid dehydrogenase E1 subunit beta (gene bckdhb). The transcript has 11 exons. The coding region runs from base 130 to 1311 and encodes 393 amino acids. The record is from RefSeq and is a predicted model, not a curated record. Gene Ontology annotation, biological process: branched-chain amino acid catabolic process; response to nutrient. NCBI's taxonomy places the organism in Eukaryota, Metazoa, Chordata, Actinopteri, Anguilliformes, Congridae. Gene Ontology annotation, molecular function: catalytic activity.